Molecule: messenger RNA, 1116 nt
Organism: Hevea brasiliensis (rubber tree)
Lineage: Eukaryota; Viridiplantae; Streptophyta; Magnoliopsida; Malpighiales; Euphorbiaceae
Product: WAT1-related protein At4g08290-like
Exons: 7
Coding region: 1-1116 (371 amino acids)
Cellular component (GO): plasma membrane
Molecular function (GO): transmembrane transporter activity
Source: RefSeq, a predicted model, not a curated record
AUGGGAAAUCUAAGUGAAGUAUUGCACAAGAUGAGACCUUAUUUUCUGAUGGUGUGCUUGCAAUUUGGAUCGGCAGGCUUGUACAUAAUCAGCAUGGUAACUCUCAACCAUGGCAUGAAUCGCUAUGUGCUCAUUGUGUAUCGCAACGCCAUCGCUGCUCUUGUUCUUGCUCCUUUUGCUCUGCUUCUUGAAAGGAAAACAAGGCCAAAGAUGACAUUCCCAGUCUUCCUACAAAUAAUGGCACUGGGAUGUUUAGAGCCAAUCCUGGACCAAGGGUUCACUUAUUUGGGGAUGCAAUACACAUCGGCAUCAUUUGCAUCUGCUAUCAUGAAUGCUGUUCCUUCAGUCACCUUUGUAAUUGCUUUGAUUCUUCGGUUAGAGCGCAUAAGGAUCAAGGAGAUACGCAGCCAAGCAAAGGUAAUAGGAACCCUGGUUACUUUCGGAGGAGCUUUGCUUAUGACACUCUACAAGGGUCCUCUCAUUCAUCUAAUAUGGUCAAGCAAAGCAACCCACCAUGAAAAUUCUGCUCACUCUUCCGAUAAACAUUGGCUCGCUGGCACGCUGUUGAUACUUGUAGGCUGUGUCUCCUGGUCUGCUUUCUACAUUCUGCAGUCCAUAACGAUAAAGAAGUACCCCGCGGAGCUAUUUCUGUCGUCGUUUAUAUGCUUGGCGGGCACCCUUCAGAGCUUGGCCAUAGCACUGGUGGUUGCUCACCACCCUGGUGCAUGGGCUGUUGGCUGGGACACUAGGCUUCUGGCUCCUGUCUACACUGGGAUUAUUAGCUCUGGAAUCACAGACUACGUGCAAGGACUUGUGAUGAAAACGAGAGGUCCAGUAUUUCUAACAGCAUUCAACCCUCUUUGCAUGAUCAUUGUUGCGGCUCUUGGCUCUAUUAUUUUAGCUGAGAAGCUUUAUCUCGGCAGUAUCAUUGGAGGGACGAUAAUCGCAAUAGGCCUAUACUCAGUUGUGUGGGGAAAAAACAAGGAAUAUUCAAUCCAAGAGUCAGCAUCAUUCACCCGGAAGGAACUCCCAAUAACGGCCAUUGAUGGGACAAAAUUGGUCAUCUCCGGCAAUGAGAGCAAGCCAAGUACCAGGCCAGAAUUGUCUAGUAGUUAG